AUAUGAGUGUGUGCGUGUGUAUGUGAGUGUGCGGGUGUAUGUGAGGGUAUGUGUGCGGGUGCAGGUAUUUGUGUGUGCGGCUGUAUGUGAGUGUGUGUGCGGCUGUGCGGGGCUGUGUGUGCGGGUACGGGGGUGUGUGAGCGUGUGUGUAUAUGUGAGUGCAUGGGUGUAUAUGUGAGUGCGUGCGGGCGCGGUGUGUCCCGUGCCGCCCGUCCCUCGCGGGCGCGGAGCCCCGGUCACACUCGGAGCCGGGGCCGCCCCCGGGCGUGCGGGGCGGGACGCGGGGCUGCCGCCCGCCUUUGUCCGCGCCGGUUCCAUCCGCGCCCGGAGCCGCUCGGGGCUCGCCGGGCUCACCCUCCGCCGGGAAAGGGGUUUUCGUAUUUCCACCCUGUGCCCGCCGUCCUUCGGCGUUAACUUAUCCCGAGUUACCGGGAAUUCAUUUCUUCCCGGUCUGUGCGAGUGUCCCCGCGCCCUGCACACGGGUUUCCUCGCGAACCCGCCGGCUAUUAUUUAUAUCGUCGCAGACGUGUCUGGGCGAGGGCCGUUUGCUCGGACAGCCCCGCUCGCCCAAACUUUCUUGCCGCAGGCGAUGGUUCGCCGUGGGGCCGUUCGCCUCAGCCCGUUACUCCGGUGGGAUCACAGCCUAUCUCGGUGUCUCAUCAUUUUUCACGCGGGGAGGGCUCGUGUGGUUUCCUGGGAUGGAUCGGAAACAAAAAUGAGCUGUGAAAAUGAGUUUGUGCAGUGUUAAAAAUAUCCUCGAGGUGGUCAGGUCUGCUGUGGGCACGGAGUUGCUGCCUAAAUGGGUCCAGUCAUGCCUCCCAGUAAGAAGCCAGAGGGCUCAGGGAUUAGUGUUCCCAGCGGAUUGAGCCAGCGUUACCAAGACAGUGAUUUAUCAAAGGCACUUCACGAUGAUGAGGACCUAGAUUUCUCUUUGCCUGCCAUCAGAUUAGAUAAAGGGGCCAUGGAAGAUGAAGAACUGACUAAUCUAAACUGGUUACACGAGAGCAAGAACUUGCUGAAAAGCUUUGGGGACUCGGUAUUAAGGAGCGUUAGCCCCGUUCAGGACAUCGGUGAUGACACGCCGCCAUCUCCUGCCCACUCUGACAUGCCCUAUGAUGCCAAGCAGAACCCCAACUGCAAACCUCCUUAUUCCUUUAGCUGCCUCAUAUUUAUGGCCAUCGAGGACUCACCAACCAAAAGACUGCCUGUAAAGGAUAUAUACAACUGGAUCUUGGAACACUUUCCGUAUUUUGCAAACGCACCCACUGGAUGGAAAAAUUCUGUGAGACAUAAUCUAUCCUUGAAUAAGUGUUUUAAGAAAGUGGACAAAGACAGAAGUCAGAGUAUUGGAAAGGGGUCUUUGUGGUGUAUAGACCCAGAAUAUAGACAAAACCUCAUUCAGGCUUUGAAAAAGACUCCCUAUCACCCAUACUCGCAUGUGUUCAGUACACCUCCCACCUCUCCUCAGGCAUAUCAAAGCACAUCAGGUCCACCCAUUUGGCCAGGAAGCACCUUUUUCAAGAGAAAUGGAGCCCUUCUGCAAGAUCCUGACAUUGAUGCUGCCACUGCCAUGAUGCUUUUGAAUUCUCCCCCUGAGAUACAAGCAGGUUUUCCUUCAGGAGUGAUACAAAAUGGAGCUCGAGUUCUGAGUAGAGGAAUAUUUCCUGGAGCCAGGCCAUUGCCAAUCAACCCUAUAGGAAGCAUGGCUGUUGCAGUAAGAACUAGUUGGAAAUCUUUCAAAAUGAAUGGAAUAACAAACUGCCGUAUGCGGACAGAAAGUGAACAGUCCUGUGGCUCUCCAGUUGUCAGCGGUGACCCGAAGGAGGAUCACAACUACAGCAGUGCCAAAUCUUCCAGUCACAGGAGCACAUCACCUGCUAGUGACUCCAUUUCCUCUUCCUCUGCUGAUGACCAGUAUGAAUUUGCAACUAAAGGUAGCCAAGACAGCAGUGAAGGGAGUGAAGUUAGCUUCCAGAGCCACGAGAGCCAUAGUGAAACAGAAGAGGAGGACAAAAAGCAAAAUCGGAAGGAGACCAAGGAUUCUUUAGCUGACAGUGGGUAUGCAUCCCAGCACAAGAAAAGGCAACAUUUAAUGAAGGCGAAAAAAGUACCGAGUGACACACUGCCUCUUAAAAAGAGACGUACAGAAAAGCCCCCUGAGAGUGACGAUGAGGAGAUGAAAGAAGCAGCAGGAUCGCUCCUGCAUUUAGCAGGAAUUCGAUCCUGUUUGAACAACAUCACCAAUCGGACGGCAAAGGGGCAGAAAGAGCAAAAAGAAACCACAAAAAAUUAGAACAAAUAAGUGAUUUGUUUGAACUUACAAAGUUUUGUUUCAGCACGUCAGGUGAAUUCUAAUGAUUUGUGGCAAUAUCAGCAACUUUUUCCUUUUUUGUUUAUAUUUGUUUUGUUUCUUUCCCUUUUUUUUUUUUUUUUGGACCCUUAAGAUUUUUAUUUUAAAGGAGAUUGAAGCCAUAGAACUCAUACUGACACUCAGCUAAUUUACAAAAGCUUUUCAUUACCUGAAGACAAAAAGUUAAUUAAAAAAAAACGCCAAAAUCGCCAUUGCUUUCUCCGGCUUGUCAAAAAUGCAUGGUUGAAUACUCAGUGACAUCAACAUUAAUGUGAUGGGAGUAAAAUUGGGCACUUGGAAAUCCCUCUUCUACUAGAAGAGUUGUGCAUAAUUUAGUAAUCAUUCAGGCCUGGCCCCUAAGAAUUUUUUUCUAAUGGCCUUAUGAUUGAGUUAGAAGUGAAUGUGAAUAAAGAGAUUUGAGAGAAAGAGGAGGCACGUACUUCUCGACACCAAACCAAGAACCAUCUGGUGGCACUUGGAUACAUUGUGCCAUAGAAGUCUUUGGACAGCCACUGGUGGCAACUGCGCAAGCCGUAAUGCACUUUUAGUGCUUCACGUACUAUAUGUGGCUUAUAAUGUGAAGACUGAUAUCUUUAAGGUUGGGGAAAUCUGAACUAUGUAUGCAAUGGGUUUCAGUGAAAUAAUGAGAAGAAAUGGGGUUGGGCACUGUUAGUAGCAUUGUUAAUCAUUGAAUUCUGUCUUCUAUAUUAAAUUAAAAGAAUGUUCAAAAAGCCAUAAGCCUGAAGAUUGGCACUGUGUGCAAAAAAAUGAUAGCUAUUUCUCCUAAACUGCGUGAGUGAAAAGCAAUCAAGUCUAAGAAAUUACAGUAGAUAUUAAGGAAAGAGAUACAUCAGAAUCUUUUUCUGUGGAUCAAAUCCUUGAUCUAACUGGGGAAACAAAGCUACAAAACCUGCCAUUAGUAGUAUUCUGUAUUUAAAAGUCAAAGGAAAGCAUAUUGGUGAACAGUAAAAUUCAGAAGAUCAACAAAAGAGCUCCUACACUGCCCUCAGAAAUGAGUGUGCAGUUGCCGUCAGUCAGGAUUCAUCUGUGCAAAAAUGACAACAGAUUUCCAGAUUCAACCAGCAUAGCCAGCAGAAGAAAUUUGAUCCACAUUGCAUGAAUUCAUUUUGGGAGGGGGGAAUACAAAAAGCAAACAAUUUUUUUAAUUCAAAGAUGACAAAGUUCUUGUAAGGUAAAUAAUGUAUUUAGCAUGAAGCAUGAAUUAUUUUCAUAUAAAUAUAGAAAAUAGAGAAAAAGGCUAUGCCUCUAAUUUUUAAGCCCUUAGGCUUAGAGUUUGGUUUUUUUGGGUUUUAUUUUUUUGUUUGUUUUGUUUGUUUUGGUUUUGGUUCUUUUCUGUUGUUGGGGUUUUUUUGAAGCAGGUGUUUUAAGGUUUAACCUUCUUCAGGGACAAACACUGACUGUUUGGGAACUUACUCUGCAAUAUUAAAAAAUAAAAUCUUCAUGCUCUGGUAGGGCUUGGAUGGUUGAAUUAUACUGCCUUGUCUGCACAUUCAGCCCCCCUCUCCCUACUCCUCUUUAAAAAAAAAAGAAAAAAAAAGAAAAAAAAAGUAAAAGUGUGUCCUUUCUUCGUCUGUACAUGUGUAACAUGACGCAAUAAUCUGAGGGCAUAUUUAGUAGUGAGUGUGUAUGACAGAAUGUUCAAGAGAAUAAUGGGAGGUUAAUUGAGGAAAACUGUUAUGAUUUGAUUCAGGAAUAAGUAGACAAGAAAAUAGCUUUGCUAAUUUGCCAUGAGAAAAUGAAGUUAGUAAAGAGCCUUACUGAGGUGUCCAGAGGAAAAACAGUGUUACAGAGAGUGUGAUUCAAGUAUAGUGCUACUCUCCUGGCAAUGACAGCUGUUAGAUUGGAGAUCCCUACAGCAGAGGGAAGCUGUGAAGUAAAUUAGACAGUUUCUCUCACCUGGAUUGAUGGAUUUGGCAUGAAAAAUUCUACACUUAGAAUAUCCUAGAGGCAAGAAAACAAUCCCAGGAACCAACCACUUAACAGAACAAAAUGGCCUUUUUCUUAAUUUUGCAGCAAUUGUGCCAAGAUGGACCUAGUUUGUGAAGAGUGACUUAGAGAAGGGUUUGACUUCCCAUUUAGUGGAGUGAACUGAAAAUGGCAUUUGGAGAUGCCCAUGGUAUGCGUUCAGUGAGGAAGUGGAAGGACUGAAGGACAGGCUGGUCUGGACCUGUUCCUGUGCUCCACAAGCAUUUUGUCAGAUAAAAAGCAGGGCAAUGCUGAGGGCAGUACAGCAAAACAGCAGCUCUCCUCUCACCUCACCUAGCAUGUCUGGGAUCCAGGAGUGGCCUGAUAGCUGCUGGAUCCCAGCAGAACUGCCAGCUAUGCAGGUAAGGAAGGAGACAGGCAAGGAUAAUGCAGGGAACAGCUCUGCGCUCCCGUCAGUUUGCUGAGGCAGAUGUGUGCAGGGUUGAUUCCCUGCAUUGGUUAAGCAAGGACUUUAUGGGUACUAUUGUUGGCUGCCUGCAGGCCUUAAGAUGAGGAACAUGGGAAGGAGCGGUCCCUUGGCCAGGCAGCACAGAGUUGAAUGAGCUGUAGCUUUUCCCUUGUGUGAUUGGACUGGGAUAAUUGGCUUCUUUCCAGAUCCGUGCUCCCUACAGCCAGAGUCCGCAGGCAUUGAAGCACACAAGCCCUGCACAGAAAAAUUUGGUCAUUCAUCUUAUUACAGACUUCGGAGAGAGUCAUUUGGAAUAUAAAAUAUUACAGUAUCAUUUUGCUGCCAUCUUUGCUCAUUAAUGCUUAGUUGUACCAGCUAGAGAGUGGUUUAAUAUUUAUCAAAAAGCUAAAAUGAUAAGUUAAAUUUAGUGGUAGAAAAUAGACUCAAAAGCAUGGCUCAGCCAUCUCUGUCCUCCAGAGAAAGUGAUGUGGUUGUGUGCUGGUGGCCAGAUUCUGUCCACAGUAACAACACUAACUCCAGAGCAACUUCACCAGUUGUGGUGUUCCACUGCAAAUGAGUACCAUUCAUUAAUGUGGACUCUUGGUGGCUAAAUGUAAAAUAGCCACUAGUAUUAUUCACCUUAGGAACAGUCAUUUUGCAUAAAUAUCUAAUUAGUCAGGUUAUCUAUCUAUAUAUAUAUAUAAUCUAUCUAAGACUUCAACAACUCCUCUAUAUACUUGCUGGUAUACCUAAAAUGUUGACAAGUAUCUAUUUUCAUGUAAAAUUUGUUGCUCCUAGCGUGAUCUGCUAGGGAGAUAUCAUUCAGUAAGAGUUUGCAAAGAUGGCGUUCAGGAACCAGCAGUUUGGCUGAGGGCUAAUGCUAUCAACAGAUUAUUUCUGGAGUUUAAAAACAACCUGUCCAUACAGAUCCUGAAUCUGACUAUUGAUAAGAAGUACUGAAUUGGUUUAUAUAAAAUAUCUAGGAGUCACCUCUUAAAAUAAUUUUGUGCCUGGCUGACAGUGACAGCUUUGUCAGAACUGGUUCUACUCCGUCAGAAAACUCUUUUUCAUAGGAACGGAGACCAGUUCGUUUUCUGGAAAAAAAUACAAUGUCAGCUUUUCAAUCCAGUUGUCUCUACGUUGACUGAAUCAUGCCAAAACGGAGUGGUAAUCGCACUGUAUUACGAACUCUCUCACUUGCCAGACAUGACGUGGUUUGGUUCUGCUUGUUUGCUUUCCUUACUAAGCCAUUUUGGGGUGAGAAGUCAUCAGAUUUCUAACUUUCCAUUUUCCUCACUCUAUCAGUUUUGCCAAAUUAGCAUUUCUCCAAGACAGGUGGGGGCUAGGGGAAUCCCUGUAGGUCAGCGAGGGUUCAGUGGCAAUUUUCACGUAGGCGGCAAUUGUAAGUGUCGCUCAGACUUCACGGCAGGUUCCUUUGGAAUAUGCCUUUUGCAGUAAGAAGCUCAUGCAGGCUAGAGCUAAUGCCACAAGCAGAUCUCACUGACGUCUGCAGGGAGGUGAAAUCUGCCAGUCGUGCUUGCAUUCAGCGAGCAAUUCGAUGUCCUACUGCAUUUUAAUGCAGAUUUUGCCUGCGUUUAAAAAUUCAGCCAUGGGUCUUGAACAGCUUUAAUGUAUCGCUCCGUGGCCGUUUCUGAGAGCGGUCUGAUUCUGGUCUUCUCCUGGCAAAACCAUCAGUAGUUAUACUCGAUCACAGGGUUUUACAGCUGAGAAGCCUGAUGUGGGAGUGAGGCAGUGUGCUGUGUAGGACUAGAGAACUGUCCUGUGACUGUUUUGUCUUCUCACCGGCAAUUCAGCUGAGGUCCUUGUGCUGGUUCCUCGCUUACCAUAACGGGAGAAGGGAAUCCCAAAGGAGAUGGGUUGGUUCCAAGUGCUUCAAUUACUGUUUACCUUUGGAAAAGAUACAGAGAAACUAUGGGGGUUGCAUUCUUCACUGAUGUGAGGUAGGGUUUCAUCAACGGUACUUCAGCAGAGAAUGAAAUCCUGAAUUUUACACCGAAUGGCACCAAGGAUAAAAUUACCAGAACAACACUUUGUCCCAUUUUCUUGGUAGCCACAAUUGAUUUUCGUUGAGAUCUUGGCUCCCAAAUCAUCUAAAGAAGUAGAUGGGCACAAUUUGAGAUUUUUCUUCGAUCUGAAGGUGUCUGACUUUUGCAGUCAGCAGAGCUACAGACACCCAAGUGCUCCUUGAAAUCUUACCCUUUCACUAUUAUGACCAUUUUUCCUUGAAUUUGGCCCUAGGCACUUUUUAAAACGUUGCUCUGCCAUGCUCCAGGAUCAGAAUACAACUGUGCAGAGAAUGCGUUUCCAAUGUCAGAUGCAAUCCAAUUUACUUCACUUCAUGGAGAAUGCAAACGCAGCUCCUUCAGGUUUGUCUCUACUGCCUGAGCAGCUCAUUGGCAUAUUUUAUAGGAGAUAACUUUGAAACAUUUUCUUGACUUUGCCACCAAAAGAGCAUUUGAACCAUGCAUCCUCUUGAUUGUAACAGAGUAUCAGUGUUGACUGUCUGACCAGUUAAGUUUUACUAGUGUUCUUCACAGCCCUCCAGUAAUAUAUCAAACACUGUUAUGCACAUAAUGCAGCACUGUGAUCUAAUUUAAAUAAUACUUUUUUUAUUAUUUAUACUACUCUGUAAUAUACAUCAACACUUUGCUAUAUAACCUAAGUGAUAACCCUCUUCUUAGUUAUCUGCCAAACUUUGAAUUUCUGUUUGGUUUAUAUUGCAGUUAGCACAGUUACCAAGUUGUAAUGAUGUCUCUUUUCCUUUGAAACGGAAUGUGUAAGUCCAACUAUACAUUUUGUGUGUUUCUGUUUUGAGCUGGAGUUCGUAAGGAUUUACACACAACAUUCGGUGUUCUGUAUAAAUCUGCAUACAUUUGUGAAUUCAUCUGUUAAUCCCCUUUUAUUUAGAAAGUAUUAAUUGAUGGUGGUUUAUUAGGGGUUUUUAUUUUUGCAUUUUUAAUUUUAGUACUGGUCAUUCUUGAAUUAAGCAGAGACUUGUCGGCUGGGUUGCUUUAUCUUUGAUCAUGUACAUGACCUUAUAAUUCUUCCACAGUUCAGCAAACAAGUACUAGCUUCACCGACCAAAAAAAAAGGUCUCAACCUAACGUGUCUAUGGUGCUGUAUUUUGCUGGUGAACAUUUAAAACCAGAAAUGUUUUAAAGGUCGCUUCAGUUGUUCUAAGAAGUAGCCUUUCCUGGUUUGGGGAGUUUGGGUUUUGUUUUGUUUUAGCAUUGAAACAAGGUAUAUUUAUCUGAAGCUAUAUAAUGGGUUUUCUACUGUAUCGCAUUUCCUUUUGCAAUGAGAGGGAGAUCAACCUGAUAAAACACCCUUUCACAGCCAGUGGGAGGGAGUUCUGUUUCACUUUUUUUAUUUUCAGUUGAUUUCAUUGGGCUUUGGAUCAGGUCAGCAGUUCUGGAAGCUCAUCAUCUGAGGGUUUAAGGGAUAAAUGACAACUUGUGCUGGCCCUCACUACCAGAGGGGAUUUUACUGGAUGCUAAAAUUACAUGCUGGAAUCUGGGAUGGCUGAUGAAAUGGGAGUCUUUUUCAUUUGUUUACUCUGGCCUGAAAUACCAAGACUUUCUUUUUUUGUUCAGAUGACAUUCUACUUGAGUACAUUUUUAAGUUGCUAAAGCGUUGUACAUUUCCUGAGUAUGUGUGUGGGACAACAACUGAAAUCACACCUGUAUUUGAUAACCAGUUCCAUGCCUGUAUCAUUCACACUCACUACUUAAAACUGCCAUGUUGUAAAAUGUUGGGGGGAAUGAUUUGUGUGUGUAUGAAAAGCAUUAUGGACUUGUACAUUUUUUUUAUACUCUGAUCUGUAAUUUCUGAAUUAUUUUGUUUUACAGAAAAAAGUGAUAAAGCAAUCAAAAGACCAAGAGAUUUAGUAUCAAUGCUUAAGGGUCACAGGACCUUAACUGGCCAAUAAGUUAAUUUAGUACAGUGAUAAGCCAAUUUUUUUUCCUGUACUUGGCAUCCAAAACUGCCAAUUUCAUCAAUAUUAAAGUAUGAACUGUGAUGGGGAAUGAACAGUGAUGUUAAGUUGUAUUUGUGUUUACCUAAACGAGCAGUCCGAAGGCAAGUGCAAUCAGCUGAUCUUUAGGAAGUAUGAAAAUGUUGAUUUAGAGGCAUACUUGCAUUUUACAUUUUCUUGAUGUGUAAUCAUAUUGCCAAAGACAAACUAUUUCAUCAAUUAUUAUUGUAAAUAACACUUUCCCAAAACCUACCAUAAAGUUUCUGUGAUGUAUUGUCUUCCAGUUGCAAUAAAAAUUACUGAG
Molecule: messenger RNA, 9043 nt
Organism: Cuculus canorus (common cuckoo)
Lineage: Eukaryota; Metazoa; Chordata; Aves; Cuculiformes; Cuculidae
Gene: FOXN3
Product: forkhead box N3
Exons: 8
Coding region: 800-2293 (497 amino acids)
Biological process (GO): regulation of DNA-templated transcription
Cellular component (GO): nucleus
Molecular function (GO): DNA-binding transcription factor activity; cis-regulatory region sequence-specific DNA binding
Source: RefSeq, a predicted model, not a curated record